Messenger RNA from Pecten maximus, 732 nucleotides. Its product is annotated as partner of bursicon-like. Gene Ontology annotation, biological process: G protein-coupled receptor signaling pathway. The coding region runs from base 179 to 577 and encodes 132 amino acids. Gene Ontology annotation, molecular function: G protein-coupled receptor binding; neuropeptide hormone activity. Lineage: Eukaryota; Metazoa; Mollusca; Bivalvia; Pectinida; Pectinidae. Gene Ontology annotation, cellular component: bursicon neuropeptide hormone complex; extracellular region. The record is from RefSeq and is a predicted model, not a curated record. The transcript has 3 exons.
ACUAACCAAUGCCUGAUAGUCGAUAUAUAUAGAAAGAAAGGAAUAUGAAGAAUAAUCAUCUGGAAUUUUCGUUUCGCAGCAGAUAUGCAAUUCUUUCUCGUAAACACCACAGAUUAGACAGGUCACGGACGAAAGCGGGAGGAUUGCUACGUCGUUAUUUUCUGACAAAUUGAACGCCAUGGCCCAGAUGGUAUAUAAUUCCCUAGCAACAAUAAUGAUAUUUCUAUUGUUACGAGGAGGACACUCUCUCGUGGAUAACUGCGAGACAAAGGAAAUCGAGAUAAACAUCGUCCGCUCGCUGACCGUACAGUUCGCUGGAAGUCCCCGCAAUGCCGUCUGUGUGGCUAACGUCCUAGUCAAUGAGUGUGAUGGCAUGUGCGUUUCACGAGUAACUCCAAGUGUUUCUCAGUUUCCAGGAUUUGACAAAAUCUGUAAAUGCUGCAGUGAAACCAGCCUGAUUUCCAGAGAGAUCACUCUCACAGAAUGUCGUGAUGGACACCAAAUCCUGGACGGGGUGCAUCCUACAACUUUCUUUUCUCAACCUGCUAACUGUGCUUGUCAACCUUGUCAAAACUAAAUAGUCGCAGAAGGCAUAAACAUGGCUUUGAAGUAAUAAUAACGAAAUUCAGAAAUCGAAAUAAUUGAGAAUGUACAAUUUCUGGAAAAUAUAUUUGACAUCGAGACUGAAAUAUUUGUUUCAAAACAGUUAUCAAUACAUUAUGAAAGAAAAAA